Messenger RNA from Sciurus carolinensis (gray squirrel), 5459 nucleotides. It is a transcript of the gene Rassf9, whose product is annotated as Ras association domain family member 9. Lineage: Eukaryota; Metazoa; Chordata; Mammalia; Rodentia; Sciuridae. The coding region runs from base 187 to 1494 and encodes 435 amino acids. The record is from RefSeq and is a predicted model, not a curated record. The transcript has 2 exons. Gene Ontology annotation, biological process: signal transduction.
AGCAGCAGUUGCACAACUUCCAGCAACUCUCUCAGCCGACUACUAAUGAGCUGAAAGCCAGGAACUUCUGAAGAGGUGAAGAGGAAGCUUCCAGACCUCCUCCCUUCACCCUAGAAAUCCAGAUACUCCAACCCCAGCCCCAGUUCACUGAGAUACAGUUCUUGUUUUUCCCUUGCCGGAUAGAUCAUGGCUCCCUUUGGAAGAAACUUGCUAAAAACUCGACAUAAAAACAGAUCUCCAACUAAAGACAUGGAUUCAGAAGAGAAGGAAAUUGUGGUUUGGGUUUGCCAAGAAGAGAAGAUUGUCUGUGGAUUAACUAAACGCACCACCUCUGCUGAUGUCAUCCAGGCUCUGCUUGAGGAACACGAGACAGCAUUUGGAGAUAAGCGAUUUCUGCUGGGGAAGCCCAGUGACUACUGUAUCAUAGAGAAGUGGAGAGGCUCUGAACGGGCUCUUCCUCCACUAACCAGAAUCCUGAAGCUCUGGAAAGCAUGGGGAGAUGAGCAGCCUAAUAUGCAAUUUGUUUUGGUUAAAGCUGAUGCUUUUCUUCCAGUUCCUUUGUGGAGGACAGCUGAAACAAAAUUAGUGCAAAACACAGAGAAACUGUGGGAACUCAGCCCAGCAAAUUACAUGAAGACAUUGCCACCAGACAAACAAAAAAGAAUAGUCAGGAAAACUUUUCGGAAGCUGGCUAAAAUUAAGCAGGACACAGUUUCUCAUGACCGAGAAAAUAUGGAGACAUUAGUUCACCUGAUUAUCUCCCAGGAUCAUACUAUUCAUCAGCAAGUCCAGAGAAUGAAAGAGCUAGAUCUGGAAAUCGAAAAGUGUGAAGCUAAGUUCCACCUUGAUCGGGUAGAAAAUGAUGGGGAAAAUUAUGUUCAGGAUGCAUAUUUAAUGCCCAGUUUUAGUGAAGCUGAGCAAAAGCUAGACUUGCAGUAUGAAGAAAAUCAGAUUCUGGAGGACCUGAGUGAAAGGGAUGGAAUUGUACAGCUGGAAGAACGACUGAAGUAUUACAGGAUGCUCAUUGAUAAGCUCUCCACUGAAAUAGAAAAAGAGGUAAAAAAUGUUUGCCUCGAAAUAGGUGAAGAUGCAGAAGGUGCAGCCACUGGCGAACUGGAAAGCCCUAAUUUAGAAAGUGUUAAGGGUGAUUUGGAGAAAAGCAUGAAAGCUGGUUUGAAAAUCCACUCUCAUUUGAGUGGCAUCCAGAAGGAGAUUAAAUACAGUGACUCACUGCUUCAGAUGAAAGCAAAAGAAUAUGAACUCCUAGCCAAGGAGCUCAAUUUGCUUCACAUUAGCAACAAAGAUGGAUGCCAGCAACAGGAAAACAAAGGGAAGGAAUCCGAGGUUGCCAACAGCAGUGGGGAGGCUCCUCCCUUUACUCAAAGGGCAUUUAACAUGUACACAAAUGACACAGACUCGGACACUGGCAUCAGUUCCAACCACAGUCAGGACUCAGAAACAACUGCAAGAGAUGUGCUGCUGUUGUCUACAUAAUUCAAAUGGUUCUUUCUGACCUGCCUUAAUGCUGUUCAUGUUGGUGUAAUUUAGUAGGAAACCAUUUUAAAAAUAACUUACUAAAAAAAGUGUAAGGUAUUCAGUCAUUAAUAAAAACUAGUGAGAUUCGUUGUUUGUUUUUGGUGUAAGAUUUCCAGUGUGCCUUUAAUUAUAAUAGGUUCAUGCAAUGAACUGUGCAUUAGGAAUGCAGCAGAACUAGCUUAUUUAAUGGGAAUUAUUCGAUAACCUCCUAUUGCUUCUAUAGAAAAUGAAUUAUAAAAAAUGUUAAAACAAUUCCCAACAUUACACGAAAUAUUGAAACUGUACACAUGAAGAAGUAAAAUUAAAAUGUGCUAUAGUAUCUUUUUCCACUUUUUAUAAAUAGAAUGUUUAAAUCUGUGAUGUAUAUGACAGCUAUUAUGUUGUAACUGCAUUCAUGCAAAUUUUGGUUUUUUUAGCAGAUUUUAUAACUUAUGUCUGUCAUUUCCUUUAUCCUUCUACCUGUUUAACCCUGUGCCACAGGUGGCUCUUGGGACUUGUAUUCGUCCUGGCAGAGGAUCAGAGUGGAUAGAGAUGAAGCCAGGCUCAUCUGCAUAGAAAGAGUGUUUUUUCUAAAGAAACAUAUUAAGAGUUAUACAUUGGCUUUUGCUGUCUGGUAAUCUAGGUCUUCUAAUCAAAGCAAUGUUGUGCGCAAGUUCAUUCUUUGAGUGAUGUAUAGUGUCAGAUAAGAAAUCAAAGAGCCAUAGUAGUGUUUCUUUAUUCUGUCUACCUAAGUUGAAGCGAUUAAACUAAGUUGAAGUGAUUCAACUUAGGGUUCCUCAAGUGGGUAAAAUAACGUUCUGUAUACCAAAACUAUUAGCAUUUAUCUCUGCAUACAUAGAAGAAAACUCACAUGAACAAAAGACUUAUUCUGUAUGCUAUCACCCAAAUCUGUCUUCAUAGUAAUUUAUCUGAGGCCUUAAAAAAGUAAGGUACUUAAAAAAUGACUAGCAUCAUUCCAAGCAUUCUAGUAAAAAUCCAUGAAAUUGAAUGGAUUACAUUUGCUUGCCUGAUUUUAAUUAGGGAUUUACUUUCUCCCUCUUGCCUUUAUUUCUCCUUCCUUGUUUCUCCUCUGCCUGCUGCCUGCCUUUCUUCCUCCUUUCCUGACUCCAUUCCUCCCUUCCUUCUUGCCAAUGAACACAUGAGGUAAUCAUUUGGAAAACCGUUUUAUCAUUUUUGUACUAGUAAUUGAGUCCUUCUGCAGUUUAUUUUUUCUUUAGCUGACACUUGCCCUAAAUGUCCGGGUAUGUAAGUAGAAAUGUUAUUUUGUGUAGUUUAAUAUGUGGAUAUUGGUUAAGAUGCCCAUUACUUCCCAUUUCUUUCCUUUUAUCAUACCGUAGUACAGGUUUUAAAUCAGUAUUCUUUCCUUUGUUUCCACUUUUAAAGUUGAAAGUAUUUGAUUUUUAACAAUUUUAUUGAUGAAAUUUUUUUAUCUUGUUCUUUCAUUCCUCCCUCCCUCAGUUUCUCCAACCAACUUUGAGAAGAGAUUUAGAAUUUCCAUAGUGUUAGAAUUUUCAGGAACAUGUUAACAUUUCUUAUAUCAAGGUUUUUGUAGGCCAUAUUAGAUGUUGGCUGGCAAGAUGGGAAUUUAGGUUCCAUGGAAAUAGUUAUAAACAUUAAUUAAUAAAGCUAACAUGGGCUUUAUUUUUUUAAGAAAUAAUCGAAUCAUUCCUAUAAAAGAAAACUUUACCUGCCUAGUAACUAUUAAGUCACUAAACAAAAUGGUAAGCUAUUGACAUAUUCAUUGUUCACUGCUAGGGAUUAAAUUCAGAUCAUCAUAAAUGAUAACCCAGUUGUAAAGUUGUUUUCCUACAAUGAAAGUAAUCCCUUUGGAUUACUCUUGUGUUUAGUGAGAAAAUACAGGAACACUACCUAUCUCCUUAUGUAAUCUCUCUAGUUACUUGAAUUCAAAAGAGGUUCUGAAAAGAAAUAAGACAGGACAGAUAAUUUCAUUUUAGAAACAAGUAACUUCUAUUUGUAUAUUACUAAGUACAACGAUGCUUCAAAAGGUCAAUUCUUCUAUAUUUUAUAGCAAAGAAUGUUUAAAACUCUUGGUAAAAGGCAGAAUUAUUGAUUUUUAAUUUCACUUUAAAAUUUUGAUCUGAUCUUUAGUUACACAAAUAUGUCCGUGCUUUUCAUCAUUAUAAUAUUAAGCCAUUCAUUAGUUAGUAGGUUAAUUUCUAAUUUAGAGAUAUGUAUUCACAUAUUAAUACCAAUAGAAAUAUUAAAAUUUAAUGCCCUCAUGUUUUUAUAUUGUGGUAUUCAUUGUUAAAUAAUUUAAUAAUGAAUGGAGUUAUGAAUACAGGAUUUGUUAAAAGUUUAAGGCUUUUAUUAUUGAUAGAGACUUUAAAAUAUUUAUAAAUUCCUCAGUAUCAUGACAGGUUAACCAUGAAAUGGUUAUAUGUAGCUAGAAGAAGCAAAUCAAACCCAAUUACUUGUUCUACACUUCUCUAACUAGACCUGGAUUUUCACAGAUGGUACCUUGGUCAUCCUUCCAUUGAGGAUAACUGUUUUUAUUUUCUUUUUUCUUCAUUCACCAUCUACUGAAAUGCUCCCAUUUUCUCCGUGCUUAAAUGUGCUCUUUUCCCUAAAAAUGUUUGUUGCAUUCCACCAGUUGUAAUCUCUCAUUUCUGAACUCAUGAAUGUUUUAGAUGUGCUUUUCAUUUACUUCAGCAUUUAUAUUCUACCCUGGGUUGUAUUUAUUUAUGUGCUUAUCUAAUUCCCCUUCCCGAGAUAAUUUUUAUCAUACUAUCUUAUCAUCUGUCUUGCUAACUUUGCUCUCUCCCACCAACUUUACCCCCUCACUCAAAUUUAUAACUGAAUCGCUAAAGUUUAGAGAGGUGUGACAAUUGUUGUCUGUAAUUCUUUUACAAGGUAAAUGACUGUGCAUUUUAUGCAUAAAUAUGCAUCUCAGCAGGCAUAAACCAUCAACAGGAAUUCUACCUAUAAAUUUUGGGAAAUAGGCACUGAAUCUUUGGGUUAUUAUGUUUUUUCAGUGUGGCAUGAUUGUUCAUUGUAUUGUAAUGUGAUGUUUCAAUACAUGUAUAGAUUGUGCAAUGUUCAAAACAGAGUAAGCAUUCAAUUUUAAUUUUAUUUUAAUUCAUAGAAAUGAUUUAAAACAACUUUAAUACUAUCUUUUUAAAUAAAAUUAAUUGCAAGGCUAUAGGAUUUUUCUCAGCAUUUUGUACUUAAUAAGAAAAAUAUGUAGAGUUGGGUUCGAAGUGAUGAGACACAAAAACACUUUGAAGUAUCUUAAAUAAAAUAUAUAUAUGUUAUUUCUCAUUAUACAAAUAAAUCGUCCCUCAUUAGUGUGUAGAAGCUAUUCUAAUCUGUUAGAUUUUUAUUUUUAUAUUUAUUUAAACACUUUGUGUAUAUAACAAAAUAUAUUUCUGUGGCUACAUUUUAUAAUUUUUCAAAAUAGAUUUACUGUUAUCUAUUUAAAUUUGUUUACCUAGUGGCAAAAGAAUAUCUUGUAAUUUUGAUGUAAAUUUUUUAAAAAUAUGAGGCUAUUUCUUUUCAUUGCCUGACUGGAUUACUAAACAUUAUGGGACAAAUAUAAAAUAUAUAUCAUUUCUUCAAGUUGUUACUGAUUCAGAAUAAUAAAAGAAAUAAUUUUACCUUAUCAUGUGAUAUUUUCUUUUUGGGUGUGUUAAUUUGCUAUAGUAAAAAUAAAUUUGAUGCAAAGCUUGUACUAUAUAAUUGCUAAGCUCACGCACACAUUUUAUUUUAAGAUCAAUUAUUAUUUCAUGACAGUAUGAACAUAUAGCAAAUAAGACAUAACAAAACUUAUUGGGUUUCAUUGUAGGGGUCUAUCAUGGAAGAAUGUCAUAGCUUUUAUGCUGAUUUCAUGUCUUUGUUUUUCUUGUUUUGUUUUUGUUUUUGCUUUUUUAGAAUGAAAUCAUUUAAUGUGAUUUAAUGUCAAAAGG